UAGUCAUCUUUAUCGUUGAGUUUCUCGUAAGGAGUACGCGAUAGCAUCAAUGAUAAUUCAAUGUUUCAUUGAUUAUCUUUGCAAUAAUAUACAAACAUCUCACAUGACAGAUAGUAUUCUGAGAGCGAUUUCAUGAGAAUAUGUCUAAAAUAGUUCUGUUCAUUAUUCUAUGUUGAAUUAAUCUGUGUUUUCGCUUUUCUCGAAAUAAAUUGAUAGGCAUUUUAAACAAAACAUGAAACAUGCAAUCAAAUGUACUGACUUGCAGUAAAGUGCAAGAAACAAAAUUGGUGAUUUAGAUUGAAUUCAUCUCAUUUGGGGGAAAAUAUACGAAAUGACUAGAAUUCUAAAAAUAUUAAAAGACACAUUCUUAAAUCGACCAUAUAUUUGUAUGAAAAUGACAAAUGUGACAGAAAUCGGAAUUGUUGAUAAACCAAAAUUCUAUUCACAUGACUAGAAAUCGUCACAUGCCAUGCUUGCGAGUUGAUAAGAAAUCAGGAAUUCAUUGCAAUUUCUGCAUUUUUCCUUAGUUUCUUAAUAUCCAAAAUAGUCGAUUUUCGUAUAAAUACCAGGUGUCCCUUGAUCAACAAUCCAAUCUAGUUCUCAUAGCAGAAAGCAGCUCGUGUCUCUUCAAAAAAUUCAAAGAAAAAAUCAUUCAAAAAUGAUUCGUUCAGUGGUUUUUGUACUGUUUAUUUCAAUUGCUCUUACGCAAUGUUCACCACCAAACAAUAAAAACCCACCAUUGAAAUUGAACAAGUUGAUAAAAACCAAUUCAGCACAUGGAAAGCCGUUCGGAAGUGUACAGAAUCACGCUACACCCUUUGAUGUUAUGAAAUUAAACAUUAAAAACGUCAUUCCUUAUUAUGAGGAAUUGGAAUAUGCAUUUGGAGAGCGAGUGGAAGGUGAUGGACCAGUAGGAGUAUCUACGGAAAUCAACUUUUUCGAAAACGAGCAAGAUAUUGAUGUGAUUGCUGCAUAUCCCAACACUGGAUCCGGCAAAAUUACUGUUACUUAUGUUGAAGUUCAAGUCCUCCAGGAUACAACGGACGGAAAUGUCGAAAUUUCACAAGGUGGAAUAAGUCAGCAAGAAAUUGGAGUUAAAGUCGUAGCCAAACAGACUAAAGUUAUUGCAUACCAUGUUGUUGUCUAUGGAAUCUUGAAUUAAAAAUUUAGCGCACUACUUCAGUAAUUAUAUACAUUGGAACCUCGAAGAGGACACUCGAUAUAACAUGUUUUAUAAUUGGUCGUAUUAUAUGUAUUUAAUGCCAAUUUUUAUCUAACCAUAUUCAAUGAACAAUAAAUAAACUAUGGCUUGCAAAUGAAAAA
Messenger RNA from Sitodiplosis mosellana (orange wheat blossom midge), 1323 nucleotides. RefSeq lists its product as uncharacterized. The record is from RefSeq and is a predicted model, not a curated record. The coding region runs from base 659 to 1162 and encodes 167 amino acids. The transcript has 3 exons. NCBI's taxonomy places the organism in Eukaryota, Metazoa, Arthropoda, Insecta, Diptera, Cecidomyiidae.